AUGCGUGCCUUGUGGGACAAGGUCGAGAAGGAGUACGAGGCUUGCUCCUGCGUCAUGUCGGAUGAAAUGACGAUAGACGAGUUGCCUACCAUUCAGGCAAAAUAUGAUUACUGCUAUAUUCUCUAUGAGCAGUGGUCCGCUCAGCUAAGUGAGCAAAUAGCUGAUACCUCCCAGGCACUCACUCCCCGUACACCCGUACAAACGCAAGCCGUGCCGUUCAUGUCCACAGGGUGUCGCCUACCUCCACUGUCUGAAGUUGAGAAACUUUUCCAUCUCAACUCCAAGACCAGCGGUGAAGCCCAUGCCAUUGUGUCAAAGUCUCCUUUGACCAAUGAGGGGUUUCAGUCGGCGUGGUCCAGCUUGACUGAGCGUUUCGAGAACAAACGGUUGCUCGUGAACAGUCAGCUGCGAAUCCUUUUCAAUUUGCCCGCUAUUGGGCAAGAGUCGGGUGCAGCCAUUCAGGAGUUGCAGAGCACCAUCCAAGGGUGCUUGACGGCCUUAGAGCACUCAAGGAUCAACACGGAGAAUUGGGAUUGCAUCCUGGUUUUCCUGUGUUCUUCGAGGCUCCCCAAAUUGACCCUUUCUCUUUGGGAACAGUCCAUACAGAAUAAGAGCGACAUUCCAACGUGGGCUGACAUGAACGCUUUCCUUCUAGAGCGGUAUCGCACCCUAGAAGCGAUAGCGGAAGUGUCAGCCAGCACGAGUGCUCCGACGGUUUCACGGGCCUCACGCAAGGAGGCCCCCGUCGCCAAGCAGGUCAACUCCUUUGAGAGUCGGGCGACUUCGAAAACCCAGUCCUGCAAAUUGUGUUCCCGGGAGAAUCAUCCGAUUCGCUUGUGCCCUCGUUUCCUUCAGAUGGGUAUCAACGAUAGGGUCACUUAUAUAAAGCAACAGAAGCUGUGUUUAAAUUAUUUCGCACGAGGCCAUAUCCUGGCCGAGUGCACAAGUGCGCACAGCUGCUUUACUUGCAAGGGUCGUCAUCAUACACUCUUGCAUCGAGUGAGCCCGGCGCCGACAGUCACAACCCCCAUUCCAUCUCCAAUACAGUCCACUUUCACCCAGUCAGCUAACGUCCAAUCUUUCAUGGCAGUUAACACACAAAGUGUUCUGCUCAGUACAGCUGUCAUUCACGUAUGCCAUCUCGGCGUCCGCUAUACAGCUCGGGCUCUGAUCGAUUCCGGAUCGGAAGCCACCUUCCUCUCAGAAAGGUUGUUCAAGCGCUUGAGGAUGCCGUAUACAUCCGUGCAAGCCCGCGUCUCUGGGCUGACUCAAGCUGUGGCAGCCCAGCCUCGAAAGUUUUGCCAAUUCUUAAUUGGCUCCCCAGUCAGACCCGAUAUGCAGAUCGAGGCGUCGGCGUACGUCCUCCCCCAGUUAGCGGGGAAUCUGCCCUCAUGUUCGGUCCCACAAACACUUCUCGAAAAUCUGCCAAGCAUCCAGCUGGCAGACCCCAAAUUCUUUGAGAGUUCGCAGAUUGAUGUGCUACUAGGCGCUGAUAUCCUCCCGUCCAUUCUGCUCGGCGGCUCUCACCCUAACAUUUGUGGGACCCUCCUCGGUCAAGAGACCAUUUUCGGUUGGAUCCUGACUGGCCCUGUGUCGGGAUCCAUUUCAAAGUCCAUUUCGUCCUUUUCGGCUCGACUGUCCGUCGAGCGAACUCCGCCAUUGGAGGAACUCCUCUCCAAAUUUUGGGAGGUGGAGGACCUGCCGGCUAGCCCAGCAAAAGAAUCUGACCUUUUUUGUGAGGCUAACUUCAACGCCACGACCGUGCGAACCUCAACGGGUCGCUACAUGGUCACGCUCCCAUUCCGCGAUCCUGGUCACGUUGACCUGGGUCACUCGAGGGCUACCGCUCUCGCUCAGUUCCUGAGAAACGAGAGCCGUUUAAAGAGGAACGACUCUCUGAAGGAACAAUAUGACUCCAUUAUUCGAGAGUAUCUGGAUUUGGGUCACAUGACUCAAGUCCCCCCAUCCAGUUCCGGCAACUACUAUUUGCCGCAUCACGCUGUUCUCAAGCCCGACAGCACCACCACAAAGCUUCGCGUUGUAUUCAACGCCUCCAGCCCGACUUCAAACGGGAAGAGUCUGAACGACAUCCUCCACACUGGGCCAAUCCUUCAAUCCGACCUGACCAUUCAAAUCCUGAAAUGCAGGUUUUUCCAAUUAGUCUUCAACGCUGACAUCACCAAGAUGUAUCGACAAAUCCUUGUGGAUCCCAAACACACCCGGUUUCAAAGGUUGCUCUUCCGUACUCCGGACGAGAAGUUAUGCGACUUUGAGCUCAACACAGUCACCUUUGGAGUGAACUGUGCUCCGUACCUGGCUAUCCGCGUUCUGCAUCAACUUGCGAGUGAUGUUCGCGACCGGUACCCCCUCGCUAGUGACAUCAUCGCCAAUUAUAUGUACGUUGAUGACGUCCUAGCAGGAGCUCACACUAAGCAGGCUGCGGUGUCUGCUAUAGAUGAGCUUCGAACAGCGCUCGAGAGUGCUGGGUUCCCUUUGCGUAAGUGGACCUCGAACUCGAAAGACGUGCUGAGAAGAAUCCCUACGGAUCACUUGCUCUGUGCAGACUUCCUCGAGAUCGACGAAGCUAGUGUCGCAAAGACGCUAGGUAUUCGUUGGCGGGCCACGUCCGACGAGUUCUUUUUCGUCACCGCCGAGAUGGUGUCCAAACCAUCUUUCAGCAAGAGAGAAGUGCUGUCGCAGAUCGCCAAGUUGUUCGAUCCUGCAGGUUGGCAUGCUCCCGUGGACAUCCGCAUUCCUAGAUGGACCAACUACACUCCCGGCGCAAAAAUCCAAUUCCACGGUUUUUGCGACGCCUCUCAGAGCGCGUACGGAGCCGCUCUUUAUGCACGUGUGGAAACAGCUGGACAAGUGUCCGUGAGCCUCCUAGCAGCGAAGACUAGAGUUGCACCUAUCAAGACGGUCUCUCUACCUCGUCUUGAGCUGUGCGGAGCUCUCCUGUUGGCAGAAUUAUCCGCCGCCCUCCUACCACAUUUUCCCACCCCCGACGCUGAGACGUACCUGUGGACAGAUUCCACUAUAGUUCUGGCAUGGUUGGAUAAGCAGCCAUGCAAGUGGACCACUUUCGUGGCGAACCGAGUGGCCAAGAUUCACUCGGUGAAUGGCACUUGGCAACAUGUUCGUUCCGAACACAACCCAGCCGAUCUGGCAAGCCGCGGUGUCUCGCCGCAAGAGCUAUUGGCCAGUCGCCUUUGGUGGCAGGGGCCUGAAUGGCUGACGCACUCACCAGCGCAGUGGCCUUCACCAGUCAUUGGGCUCGAUACUGAAUUGGAGUGUCGAGCGGUGAAGGUCCAUGCAGCGCAAGUCCUAUGUGAGGACUUCCUCGACCGUUUCUCCAGGUUCGAUCGAGCGCUCCGAGUGUUUGCGUAUGUGCGAAGGUUUGCCCAGCGUUGCCGCCAUCCCAAGGUCUCGUUUCCAGAGACGCUCAGCUCUCAAGAGCUUGCAGAAGCUCAAGAGAGGCUGAUUGUGCAGGCUCAGAACCGGGUAUACGAGAAAGAGUGUGCUUCCCUCCGAUCCCAUAAUCGUUUAAUCGGGUCAAGCGAUAUCCUAAGCUUGAAUCCGUUCCUUGACAAGCAAGGUGUCCUGCGUUCCUGUGGACGCCACGAAGGCAAUCCAUCUUGA
This is a messenger RNA of Drosophila sulfurigaster albostrigata, 3639 nucleotides long. RefSeq lists its product as uncharacterized. The transcript is spliced from 4 exons. Bases 1 to 3639 code for a protein of 1212 amino acids. The record is from RefSeq and is a predicted model, not a curated record. Lineage: Eukaryota; Metazoa; Arthropoda; Insecta; Diptera; Drosophilidae.